Pestalotiopsis fici W106-1 is the source of this 3711-nucleotide messenger RNA. RefSeq lists its product as uncharacterized. Bases 1 to 3711 code for a protein of 1236 amino acids. NCBI's taxonomy places the organism in Eukaryota, Fungi, Ascomycota, Sordariomycetes, Amphisphaeriales, Sporocadaceae. The record is from RefSeq and is a predicted model, not a curated record. The transcript is spliced from 2 exons. Gene Ontology annotation, molecular function: DNA binding. Gene Ontology annotation, biological process: mitotic cell cycle.
AUGGAGGUCUCGAGCCCGCCCAAGCGAAUGACUCGCGCCCGGGCAGCUGCGCACGCGGGCAGCACAGCAACCACCAAGACCACCAAAGCCGCCCCGACAAAGCCCACCACCACGCGUACCGCCGCCUCAAUGAAAAGGAAAGCGCGCGCAGAUGAAGACGAUGAAGACCAUGAGGAAUCCCAACAACAGGCCGAGGCUCCCGCUGCUGCCGAGGCCGGCCCCAAGCCCGUGAGAGCACGAGGCCGGCCCAGGAAGGUCGUCGAGCCAGAGCCAGAGAAGGAGCCUGAGUCCAAGCCUGCCACAUCUACGCAAGCAACAGGAGGACACACUGCCGCACGCGCGACGCGCGGUCGCCCGAAAAAGACAAUCGAGGAACCCUCCAAGCCAGAGCCCGUCAAGACAACACGAACGCGCACAAGAAAGGCUCAAACAGAUGAAGACAAGACACCUGCCGCCUCCGCUCCCGUCAAGAAGACGACGACCCGAGGCCGUGCCGCUCCCGCUGCCACCAAGGCGGCCGGCACUAUUUGCACUGAGCCAACCACCAACCCUACGCCUGGCUUGAAGUCCAACAUAUCCAGACCCGCGUCCAGGAUCGCCACUUCUACUAAGAAAUCGGUAACUUUCCAGGAACCAGAGAAGGAGAAUAUGGUUCCCCCUCUCGCUAACAAGGCAAAGUCAAAGACGGAUACCGAACCAGCGACCGGCAUGCGCGCCAAGCCAGUGCGCAAGGCUGCUGCUGCCACAAGGGCUACACGAACCAGCGCCAGAACUGCUACGUCUGCCGACAAGAAGGAGAAGUCGGCCCCUCUAAGCCCUAAGAAGGAUGGUCAGAAUCGCCCACUCUCCAGAGCUAGCAAUUCUGAUGAUGAGCUUGCCGGCUAUGAUGAACCUGUCAAGCCCUUGAUGAAGAGUCCGGUCAAACCCCCCGUUCACAGAAACGCGGAUAUGGCCAUGACAGCGGCUCCUAGCACUGAGGAGGGCCGCGAGUGGUCAGACGAUGAUGACGAGCUAGCUGGCACAUCUGUCUUUGCUAGUCCUGCCAAGAGACUCCCCUCGACGCCUUUCAAGGACACAAUGAAGUCACCAGCCAAGAGAUCGGAAGGUGUUCCGCAAUUGUUAUUCUCUGGUCAAGCAGUUGACACUGAAACUGCCCAAUCUCCUUUUAAACCCUCUGCUCUACAAUCGCCUGCCAAGCGACCCCAGGUCCCCAUUCCUGGCCUCCAGGCACCCUCUGCUGAGUCAUCAAGCCAACCCAAGUCACCCUUCAAAGCAUCGCUGCUGGGAUCGCCAGCCAAGAGGCCAAUGUCUCCGAUCAAGUUCGCGGAACCAGUUUCUCGUACUGUAAAUAUCGACGCGCUCUCCUCACCUGCGCCGAAACCAUUAAUGGUGGAUGGGCCAGCUGCUACAUUGCCCAUGGAUGAGGAUCAAAUUGAAGAGGCAAAUGCUUCUUCCGAGCUGCCAAGUGCUGAUGGUGACAUUGACAUGUCAGAGGACGAUGAGGAAAUCAAUCUUGAAUCACCCGUUCAGCUUGAGUUCCCAGGCCGCCUCUCUGCUGUACUUCCUCGACAUGCAGACCCCGCUUUGCAAGACAAGUCUUCACCACUCAAGGCCCUCUCCGCUGCUCAACUGGAGCCUUUCCCCAUUGCUCCCGAGGAGAGUUCGGUUGCUGCAGGGCAAGCUGCACAUGUGGCUGCAGAGGAAGUAGCCAUGGAGGAUGCAGAGGAAGACAAUAUGGAGGUCGACAACGCUGUCAACGAGGAUGCGCUUGUUGAAACACCUGCACAGGAUGAUGUUGAUUCCCCGAAUGACACUUCUGACACGGAAACGAAUAUUCUGCCAGAAUCCGAAGAUGGCAACCUCGACGACGAGCCUGUCACUGGUGACCAAACCGCAACUGAAUCUCAGGAUGACAACGAUGCACGAUUUUCUGCAGUCCCCGCCACGCCUACUCCUGGGUCCUCCAAGGCAUCCAGAAGCGGUCUACCUUCAAGCGCUAUCAAGAAUGCCGGUCGUGCAAUUCGGUCUGUGACUAGGAGUUCAAAAUUGAGUUUUACGCCAUUGGCCAAGCAAUUGGGUGAAUGGCGAUCGGGAAGUCCAUUGAAGACGAGCACCCUUGCAGCAUCUCCAUCGGACAGUGAAGGCUAUUCCCUGGUCGAGGACCAGGCUAGCACCCCUGGUCAAUCUCCUGCAAAGGGAACCUUCUUUGAGGAUGAGAUGCGGGUUCGUGCAGAAAUGGAAGCAGGAAUGGGAAGCGAGGCCGAGGCUGAAAUGAUGGCCGCUAUUGAGGCAGACCUUGCUGCCAGCUUUGAGGAGCCCGAGGAACCCGACUUUGACGAAAUCCCUGUCACAAGUGAGGACGUACAGUUAGCUGCCGAGGCGAAUGAAAUGUCGCUGCUUGAGCCCGAGGAGGUUGAGCAGGUCAUUGAAGCCCAGGCUCAUGACGACACAAUCUCAGAAGCCAGCCAAGAAUAUGGCGAUGAGAACGCGCUUCCCAUUGACCCGGCUUUGUUGGGUUCCAACGGCAGACAAGCUCCUGUCACACCCGUUCGACCUUCGGCCAUGCGCACCUUCAACACAACCACCAAGGUUCCCUUGAAACCAGCUGAUGACUCGACACCAAAGAGCAUGAAGAGGCGCAGCGCAAGUGCUUCUCGAGUUCCGGCAAAGCGGCCUACAGGUCCCACCAGAAAUGCGACCGUCAUCUCGUACUCGCCGACCAAGGAAUCAGCCGAGGAGGAUCUCCUGGACGAGGAGCACGAUGAGCAACCCCCGGUCACACCAUCAAAGUCCGAUAUUUGGUCCAGCAUUGGCACACCAGCUCGCACACCUAGGCAUGAUUUGAACCCAACUCUACUUCGCGGUGCCGUCGUCUUUGUCGACGUUCACACUAGCGAGGGUGCGGAUGCCAGCACUGUCUUUAUCGACUUGCUCACGCAAAUGGGCGCUCGCUGCGUCAAGAGCUGGCCUUGGAACCCGGCCAACCCCUCAGAGGCCGAAUCCUCAACAUCGAAGAUUGGCAUUACACACGUUGUCUACAAAGAUGGCGGCAAACGAACCAUGGAAAAGGUUAGGGAGAGCGGCGGUGUCGUUCAAUGUGUUGGGGUCUCUUGGGUCUUGGACUGUGAACGCGAGAAUGAGUGGCUCGAUGAAGCCCCUUACUAUAUCGACACCGCUCUGGUGCCCCGUGGCGGCGCACGUCGCCGUAAGAGCAUGGAGCCCAAGGCCAUUGCCAACCUCAAUGGUACACUAGUCACGCCAGUGAAGCAGGCACCAGCACCCCGCGAGUGCCAGACGGUCCCCAACAACCGCAUGGGCAGACGAGACAGCACAGUCUGGAUGCACUCGCCCUCCAAUCCCAAUGACGAGGAUGAGGAAAUGGAAGACGUUGGACACGAUGACUGGGACGGUAGCAUGCUUACUCCAGUGCCUAAGACGCCUGCUCCAGAGGCACUUCAUCGUUAUGUCUCGGAAUUGGAUGUUACACCCGAGACCCCGGGUGCCGAUUGGUCGGGAGCCGACUCACCCGAGAAAAAUGAAAUGCUUAUGCGAACAGCACCGCCCAAGCAGACCACAUUUGCUGAUCUGGGCCAAGGUAUCUUGGGCCAAAACAAGGACCAGAGCGUUUUGAUGCGACUCAUGGCUGCUCGUCGCAAGAGCAUGCAGUUUGCUCCCAAGAUUGCAUCUCCUUUAAGCAAAGCUUGGAACUAG